Messenger RNA from Medioppia subpectinata, 792 nucleotides. NCBI's taxonomy places the organism in Eukaryota, Metazoa, Arthropoda, Arachnida, Sarcoptiformes, Oppiidae. The record is from the annotation of a GenBank genome assembly.
AUGCCCGGUUUAGACAAGACUCGGUUCAUCGACGUGUCGGAGCGGGACUUGGAUCAGGUCUCAUGCGGUCUGUGUUCAGCCGUAUUUGACGACCCGGUGCUCAGCCACUGUUGCCCACAGAUCUACUGCAAAGACUGUCUGCACGACUGGUUGCGGCGGUACAACACCUGUCCCAACGAGUGCCCCGCCAUCAGCCAUAAGGACAUCGUGUCGGCGCCCAAAGUCCUACUCAAAGCCCUACACGACCUGAAAAUACGCCAUAAGGACAUCGUGUCGGCGCCCAAAGUCCUACUCAAAGCCCUACACGACCUGAAAAUACGGUGCGAUUUUCACACUAAUGGCUGCAAAACUGUGCUUAAACUGCGGGAACUGUCCGAACACAGGCAGAGUUGCGGCUUCAAAGCGCCCGAACCUCAAGACCCGCAACAACUGUGCGCCACUUGCGGUCAGUCCUACUCAGCCGUUGGCGCCGACACUCGCCGUCACAACUGUAUAGAGAGUCUGAAGCGUAAACUCGAUGCCAUUCAUACAGAAAAUCAUCAUUUGUGUCGCGAAAACAAUGAGAUUAAGAGUGAAUUGGAUUUAAUGAAACUCAUCGCCCAUUCAACCGAUGAUGAGACCCAUACGCACGACUAUACGGGCAAAUACGAACUAACCCGAUCCAUCAACCAUGAUCAAAUACUACGCAAAGUGGGUGCGGGCCAGACAUACAUCGACCACUGGAACAGCCAAAAACAUAGCGUACAGAUCAGCCGAUUCGGCGACGCCUACUGUAUGACCACUGGCAACGGC